AUGCGCGAGUUAAUGCAGGAGGCGGGGACGGGGGCCGCCGUCCAAGUCACGUCUGCCCUUCGCGAUUUGUUCAUAUCCGUCAUAAUCGCCUGCCAGCUGGACAGCUGUGACCCGUGUCAGUCGUCAAGCGAUGGAUGUCAGUUCUGUACACUCAUGUCUGCCUGUUUCCUCCCACCCCCGUCGCCGAUUGCUUUCACGGCUCGACGGCACGUGACUCUACCGGCCGGUCAUUAUUUUCUGUACGGUGCUCAUUAG
Messenger RNA from Soboliphyme baturini, 255 nucleotides. NCBI's taxonomy places the organism in Eukaryota, Metazoa, Nematoda, Enoplea, Dioctophymatida, Soboliphymatidae. The record is from the annotation of a GenBank genome assembly.